This is a messenger RNA of Onychomys torridus (southern grasshopper mouse), 2359 nucleotides long. It is a transcript of the gene Znf26, whose product is annotated as zinc finger protein 26. Gene Ontology annotation, molecular function: DNA-binding transcription repressor activity, RNA polymerase II-specific; RNA polymerase II cis-regulatory region sequence-specific DNA binding. Lineage: Eukaryota; Metazoa; Chordata; Mammalia; Rodentia; Cricetidae. The coding region runs from base 381 to 2003 and encodes 540 amino acids. Gene Ontology annotation, biological process: negative regulation of transcription by RNA polymerase II. The transcript is spliced from 4 exons. The record is from RefSeq and is a predicted model, not a curated record.
UUCAAGGCACGAGCGCGGAAACACGUGGGCUCUUGGGCAGCCUCUGUGAACUAGCCCCUCCGCAGCACGUUCCGCGAAAUGAGCUUCUUUCCUUCAGGCGCGUGUGCAGGGAAAGAAUGACGCGCUUCUUUGUGCGCCGCGCCGCUGCGCCUGCUCUUCCCCGCAGCACGCUUGCUGGACCGCUUCUGCCGGCAUUGGGACCCGGAGCUAACGGUGGCCGGCCGGCUCCGGAGUCCGCGGCCAUCCCGCUGCGUAGCUGAAUCCCGGCGCAGCGGCGGGCUUGGUCGGAGCCUGGCUGUCCACCGACUCUGCUCUUCAGGAUUACUGAGAGCUGGAACUCCGCUCUGUUGAUUCGAGCCCGGAGGCCGUACCUCCCACCUAUGGCCGCCGAAGCGCGGUUGGCUUCCUUCUGGGGGUUACUGUCAUUCAAGGAUGUGUCUGUGGAGCUAUCAAGUGAAGAGUGGCAGCUACUGGACCCUGCACAGCAGCAGAUGUAUAGAGAGGUGACUCUGGAGAACUACAGCAACCUGCUCUCCGUGGGGUGUCUUGAUACCAAACCUGACUUAAUCUUCAAGUUGGAGCAAGGAAAAGAACCGUGGGUAAUAAAUGCCAAAAUGUCCACCCAGAGCUGUCCAGAAGGCUGGAAAAAAUGGUACCAGAAAAGUCAAGAUGAAAAUGUUCAGAGAAACUAUACUCGUAAUGGGUUUGGAAAACUUUUUACCAACAGAACCCAUGUUUCUUCAAGGCAGAGACUCCAUAAGUAUAGCACACGUGGAGCAAAUGUGAUACAAAAUUUGAGUUCAAGCAGAAUUUCUGUAAAAAAGAAUCCUGAUCAAUUUCAUAGUUAUAAAGACCCAUAUUUUUUUAAGCAUCAAAAACGUUGUAGCUUAGAAAAAAAUUGUAUCUGUAAUGAAUGUGGAAAAGCUUUUCGUUGUAAAUCACAGCUUGUUGUACAUUUCAGAAUUCAUACAGGGGAGAGACCGUACAAAUGCACAUACUGUGAAAGAGCCUUCAGUGCCAAGUCAAACCUUAAUGCUCAUCAGAGAGUUCACACAGGAGAAAAGCCCUACUUAUGUAAUGAAUGUGGAAAAGUUUUUUCUUUUAGGUCACAGCUCAUUGUCCACCAAGAAGUUCACACAGGAGAGAAGCCCUAUUGUUGCAAUGAAUGUGGGAAAGCCUACAGUUGGAAAUCUCAGCUUAUUUUACACCAGAGAAGUCACACAGGAGUAAAACCUUAUGAAUGCAAUGAAUGUGGGAAAGCAUUUAGUUUGAAGUCCCCAUUUAUUGUUCAUCAGAGAACUCACACAGAAGUGAAACCUCAUAAAUGCAAUGAAUGUGGGAAGGCAUUCAGGAGUAAGUUCUACCUCCUUGUUCAUACCAGAAUGCACACAGGGGAGAAACCUUAUCAAUGCAUUGAUUGUGGGAAAACCUUCAAUGCAAAAACACAACUCAUUGUACACCAGGGAGUUCAUACUGGGAAAAAUCCUUUUGAGUGCAGUCAGUGUGGCAAAGCCUUUGGCCGGAAGGAGCAGCUCACUGCUCAUUUGCGAGCUCAUGCAGGAGAGAAACCCUAUGGUUGUAACGAGUGUGGAAGGUCUUUCAGCAGCAAGUCAUAUCUUAUUAUACACAGGAGAACACAUACAGGAGAGAAACCCUAUGAAUGUAGCUUAUGUGAACGAUCCUUCUAUGGAAAAUCACAGUUAAUUAUACACCAGAGAACUCAUUCAACAGAAAAGCCAUAUGAAUGCAAUGAGUGUGAAAAAGCUUAUUCCAGAAAGGCAUCCCUUCAGAUUCACCAGAAAAUUCAUUCUGGAGAGAAACCAUUUAAGUGCAGUGAAUGUGAGAAAGCUUUCACUCUGAAGUCCUCUCUCAGUGAACAUCAGAGAGUUCAUACACGAGAGAAACCCUGGAAAUGCUCUGAAUGUGGGAAAUCCUUUUGUUGGAAUUCAGGGCUUCGUAUACAUCGGAAAACUCACAAGGCAAACAUCCAAGUGAUAAAGUGAAUGUUACACUCUUUCACAGGAGCUGGUGUGCCAGAGACCUUAGAUGAGAAUUCAGUCAUAGUACAUUUGAGAACAGUUAUUGUAAAGAGGCUGCAAAAACUUUCACAAGUUAGGUACAUAGAUCUUGGCUAAGAAGAGAACUGAGGAAUGAGGAAUAAUAAACAUACCAAGUGUGAUUGGUCCUGUCAUAGAGAUUUGUUCUCCCUGUAAGUUUACUAAGUCAAGGGAGGCUGGACUUGGUAGCUCACCUUUUACUCUAGCACUCUGGAGGCAGAGGUAGGUGGUGGAUCGUGAGUCUGAGGCUCACCUGGUGUACAUAGUGAAUUCUAGGAUAGCCAGGGCUAUAAUAGACUGUC